This is a messenger RNA of Actinia tenebrosa (Australian red waratah sea anemone), 4943 nucleotides long. Its product is annotated as apoptotic protease-activating factor 1. NCBI's taxonomy places the organism in Eukaryota, Metazoa, Cnidaria, Anthozoa, Actiniaria, Actiniidae. Gene Ontology annotation, biological process: regulation of apoptotic process. Gene Ontology annotation, molecular function: ADP binding; protein binding. The record is from RefSeq and is a predicted model, not a curated record.
AGGAAGGCAUAUCUUUUUACAGUGAGCUAUUUUUUACACCAAAAAAAUCUGUUUGAUUCUGCGAUGAAUACUCUUAAAUAACGCACCUGAAAAAUGCUAGAGAAUCAUAGAUACCUUCUUAUCAAAUUUCGCGAUGAAAUCGCCACAGAUCUCUUAGUAGAUGAUGUACUUGUUUGCCUGGAAAGCAAACAUGUUUUGGACUCAGAUGACAAAGAAGUCAUAAGGAGCCAAUUCACCUCUAAAAGACGGGCAGAAAAACUCCUUGAUAUCCUACCAACUAAGGGAUACGAAGCAUUUGCUGUGUUUUUCAAGGUACUAGGGGAAAAAUAUCCACAUUUGGCUGAGCUCUUGAAAGAUGGAGUUUCAGAAGAGGAGCUUGGUGGAUGUGUUUUGGAUUUUGUAGAUUCCCCUGGACAACUUAUGAGAAUGAGCAGCCUUCAUCAUGACAUGCUAACGACCAACAGAGUAGAGAUCGUAGAAGACCUUCUAGUUCACGAUGUUUUGAAUUCUCUGCAAAGUAAAUUGGUCUUUGAUACUGAAGACGUUGAACUGAUAAAAGCAGCCAGAACUUCCAAGAGAAGGGCAGAGAAACUUCUAGAUAUUCUUCUUUCUAAGAGCGAUGCAGCAUUUUACCACUUUAAAGACUCUUUAGAAGAACCUUAUCCACAUCUUGCUGAACUUUUGGAGGGAGAAAGUUUGUUACCAAGAAAAGUUUCAGAUGCUAGAGAAAUACAAGAACAAGUGGAAAAUGUUUUGUUAGAAGGGGAUGUACCGCAAAGACCAGAUGUCUUCACCAACAGAGCACGUGAAGUUCACCGUGUUCGUACUGCAUUACGAUCUUUAAAGGAUCGCGAUGGAUGGGUUAUAUUGCAUGGUAUGGCAGGGUGUGGUAAGACAGUGUUGGCCGCUGAUGCAUUAAGAAGCCCACAGAUUUUAAACGAAUGCUUCCCUGGGGGUGUGUUCUGGAUCCGGAUUGGUCAAAUUGAUCAGCCAAAACUUCUGAUGAAAAUGCAAAAUCUUUGUACCCGACUUGAUUCUGACCACGCCCGAGCACCUCCGAGAAACUUAGAAGAAGCUAAAGAUCGGCUAAGAAUUCUCUUUGCACACCAACACCCUCGGUCUUUACUCAUCCUAGAUGACUUAUGGAGUGAAUGUGACUUACGCUACUUCGACAUCCGUGUACGUGUUCUUGUAACCACUCGUGAUGCCUCGAUAUCUAACGUUAUUAAUGGCUUGAAAAGCAAAGUUAAAGUUAGCGAAGGAUUCACUAACAAAGAGUCGCUUGAAAUGUUGUCUCACUGGACUGGGUUACGCAUGAAUGAGUUGCCAAGAGAAGCAAAUGAGAUUGUUUCUUUGACGCAUGGUUCUCCAUUAGCUAUUUCUAUGAUCGGUGCUUUAUUGAAGGAACAUUCAGAGAGAUGGAGGUACUAUCUUGGCCAACUAAGAAAGAAAAAAUAUAAUAAACUUAAAACUAGCUUUUCCUAUCAAUACCCCACGCUCAGUGAAGCUUUAUCCAUUAGUAUUAACAAUCUAAAAACGGAAUUACGAGAGCGUUAUAUGGAUUUGGCAAUGUUUGAGGAUGAUGCAAAAGUUCCGGCACAAGUUCUUUGUAUUCUUUGGGAUGAAGAGUUCGAAGAAGUAGAAGACAUAAUGGACGAAUUAGUAAACAAAUCGUUGGCCAGGAAAAGUGUCCAGUCUGGUGACAUGACGGAAACGUGGUACAGCAUACAUAAUUUACAGCUGACGUUCCUUAGAGAACAGAAUACAAAUCCAGAAAACCUACACAAGAAGUUAGUGGAGGGAUAUCGACUACUAUAUGACAAAUUUGAUGAGAUGGAAGAUGAUGGUUACAUUCACUGGAACCUUGUUCCACACAUGGAAAAAGCAGGAAUGAAGGAGGAGGCUUACCACCUUCUUGUUGAUCUGUCCUGGGUUGUUGCAAAACUAAAUGUUACUGGACCAGCUAAUCUACUAAAUGAUUAUCUCAGCGUAAAGAAAUAUAAGGACUCAGACAUUCUUGAAGGAUUCUAUCAUUUCGUUAGCACCAAUGCGCACUUGUUUGUAGAGAAGACUUUGCCAGAUAUCAUUCAGUUGGGUCUACAAGAACCAGAAACAUCACAAGUAUAUGUGCAGGCCAAAGAACAAGCAAGGAAACUAUCUAGAAGCAAUAAACUUUAUCUGGACUGGUGUAACAAGCAGGAAGAUCCUUUGGAUUCCAGUUUAAUGAUAACUGCCAAGGUUCACAGCGGUGCUGUCUAUAAGUGCCAGUUCUCUAAAGAUGCGCAGAAGGUUGUGUCCUGUGGCACAGAUAAUAAAGUCAAGGUUUGGGAGAGUCAGUCAGGAAGAGAGUUACUGUCCAUGAAUAACCAUCGUGAUGUCGUUAACUGCUGUAGUUUCUCUCACGAUAAUACACGUAUCAUCACUUGUUCAGCCGAUCAAACUGUACGGAUUUGGGACAGUUUGAAUGGAGAAGAAUUGCUUUGUUUCACUGGUCAUCGGCAAGAUGUGUUCUGCUGUGCUUUCUCUCCUYGUGAUGGAAAUGUCGUUUCUUGUUCAGCUGACAAAACUGUCAAGAUAUGGGACAGUAAAAGUGGCACUGAGAGACUGACAUUCACUGGACACACGGACAUAGUCAGAUGGUGUUGCUACUCUUCUGAUGGAAGUAAAGUUGCUUCCUGCUCCGAUGAUACCAGUGUUAAGGUUUUUAACUCCAAGAAUGGUGCACUUCUUAUUUCACUUGAAAACCAUGUCAAUUCUGUGUCGUUCUGUUCCUUCAUGAGUGAGGACAAAAGUGUUGUAGCUGUUUCAAACAACUGUGUUAAAGUCUUAGAUUGCAGCACUGGACAGGAAACCAAAAAUUUCAAUGCUUCAUCAAACUGCUUGUCAUUGGCCUUUUCUCCUGACGAGACUGUUGUUGCUAUGGGAUUUUCUGACACUACUGUACAGCUGUGGAAUACUAUUUCGUACGGCAGUCUUGGUGUUUAUCGGGGACACACUGGGUGGGUACAUUCUGUUGGUUUUUCAUCGGAUGCAACCAAGCUGGUCACUGGUUCUGAUGAUGAGACAAUCAAAAUUUGGACCAUAGAUUCAAGUGCCGUCCAUGAUGUCAUAUCACUAAGAAGAGUAAUUGAUGCUUAUUUUGACGAUGGUUCUGUGAUUGUUGCUGUCACAGAUUUGUUGAACAGGCUUCUAUUGUAUGUUGGUGAGGAGGGCAGUUUGAAGGAAGAGAGUGAAGCAUUUCCACACAGAAUAACCAGCAUCACGUUCUCUCCCGAUGGGAAUGUCAUUGCUGUGGGAAGUGAAGACGGCAGCGUCAAGUUGUUCAACCGAUCCUGCCAAGUCUUGCACACUUUCAAUAACCACAGCAAGGCUGUCAGAUGGUGUAGCUUCAGCCAAGAUGGACUUCAACUUGUAACAGCAUCUGAUGACUCCACAGCCAAGGUCUACACCCUCCAACCCUAUGUGUACGUAUUCUCUCUCGAUAGUCACACUGAUAAAGUACGGCGGUGUAGAUUUUUCAAUCGAGACCGCAAGAUCCUGACGGCAUCUUUUGAUGGCACAAUGAAAGUCUGGGAAGCACAGACAGGCACCUGUGAAUUUACAUGUUGUCAUAGCAACAAGGAUUAUUUGUUGACAUGUGAUGUGUCACAUGACUGUAAAAAGAUUGUGUCUGUAUCUGUCGAUGGGUUUGCCAAGGUUUGGGAUGCAACAAAUGGACUUCUAAUCCAUUCACUUGGACCUCAUAAAGACGUCGUCAGAUCUGUGUCCAUUUCCAGGGAUAAUAAUUACGUCUGCACAGGAUGUGACGAAGGGACACUCAGGAUAUGGGACAUGAACAGUGGCAAAGAACUUGCUCAUUGUCCAAAACAAGAUGGCUGGAUCUCUGACUGUCAUUUCUCUCCAGAUGGACAGACAGUUGUAUCUGUGAGUGACAACUUACGGUGGUGGAGCACCGACGCUGUUCUAAAAAAACAAGAGUUUUUCAUCAAAGGAGGUUUUGCUAAGGACAUUCGCUUUUCAGAAGACUUUAAAACUUUUGUUAUGGUGGAUGACACUUCAACACUCUUCAUACUAAAACAAAUACAUUAAUUGGAACUACCUAACCAUAAAGUAUUUCAAGCCUUGAUAUUCAAGGUUUACUGCAGUAUUCUAUUAACUCAGUAGUUGCAAGCUGCACACUGAAAUUUGGUUUUUCACUGUUGUCAAUCAAAAAUAAUCAGUUGGUACCUUAUAUAUUUAAAACUGGCGACAGUGAAAAACCAAUUUCAGGACGAGCCAUUAAAAUGUUGAAGAUCACAGAAUAUCAAAAACCGUAGCAACAAUGGACAUUGCCACUCCUUUUAUUGCUAAGCAGUGAUCAAGACAACAGUUGCAACAGGGAAAAUGGGCAAUACAAAUUUGUGUAGGAAAUUGCUCAAUCUCGAGUACAGUUCAAAAAUUCAUAGGUACGAGUGAUGUUUUAAAAGUUUUCAAAAUUAGAUGAGCCUUUUGUAGAAAAGUUCAAUUUGAAAUAUUCCAAAACAUCACGAGUAUCUAUAAGUUCCAAAUUGUAUGAGAGGAUCGUGCGUUUUUUCUUAAAUAAUACACUUAACAAAAUUGAGCAACUUAAUUGGGACUCUACAGAGUACAAUUUGGGAUUUAAUUGUACUCCUUUUGUCCAAUCAGAAUAGAGUAAUUUUGUAGUGUAUUAUAAGUUCAGGUAUGGAAUCUUUAUCACGCCAUGCCAUGUUUAUUCUCAUGAGAAUUUUUUUGUUAAACAAUGAAUAACGUCAUUCUGAAGCGCCUUGCCGUGCUGGAAAAGAAUCUUCACAAAAUAGACUAUAAUUUUCAAUCAUUUCAUACAAGGCUCGUAAUUUACCUAUUAUGCAUGUUCUUAUACAGUCAAUGUCAUUAACGUUGUCCAGCGAAAAAAGACAUUUACACAUUUACGCAUUUAGACUAAA